UACACACACUAGCAUUAAUCUAUCUCUCCAAACAAAAAACCCUUCACACUCCCAUUUCUUCUUCCCCUUUGCAAACGCCGCAUUCUUUGCUCUUUAUUUUACUCGCACUCUGUUUCUUGACGGUAAAAUACACCGCAAAGAGAGCUCGCUUCCUCUUUAAUCUUCAAUCAGAUCGAUAAACCCCCAAAACCCCACUUUAAUUCUACAUUUAUUGUUCAAUAUCCGUUGUUAAAUUACCGAUUACAUAUUGGGGAUUGCCCCUUUUCUUGUGCACUUAAAGCUUUUGUUAAUAAUGGCUAAUUGCCUGCUAUCAAGUUUAUUAUGUGCAGAAGAUAAUAAUAGCAUAUGUUAUGAUGAUCAAAAUAAUGUUGAUGAAGGGUUAUGGGGUUGUGGGAAUGAUUUAGUUAGUAAUAAAAAUCAAUGCUUUACUAAGAAUCUUGAAACAGAGUGUUGUGUUCUUGAUCUUGAUCUUGAUCUUGAUCUUCCUGUGCAAAGUGAUGAGUGUUUGUGUUUGUUGAUUGAGAAAGAAUGUGAACAGUUUGUGGGGUUUGAUUAUUUGAAGAAGUUAACAAGUGGGAAGUUGGAUAUGGUUGCUAGACAACAAGCAGUUGAUUGGAUUUUAAAGGUUCAUUCUCAUUUCAAUUUUGGACCUUUGUGUGCAUAUUUAUCUAUCAACUACUUGGACAGAUUUCUUGCUGCCUAUGAAUUCCCUAAAGACAAAGAUUGGAUGAUGCAAUUGCUAGCUGUAACAUGCUUAUCACUUGCAACCAAAAUGGAAGAGACUGAAGUUCCUCACAUUCUUGAUUUACAGGUUUGUGAAUCAAAGUAUGUAUUUGAAGCAAAAACCAUUCAAAAGAUGGAGCUUCUUGUGCUGACUACAUUGAAAUGGAGGAUGCAGACAGUGACACCGUUUUCUUUCAUUGAUGCUUUCAUCGGAAAACUUGAUUGCGGCCAACCAAUAUCAAGAGCUUUAAUUUCGAGAUCGACCCAACUCAUAUUAUGCUUAAUAAAUGGGAUCGACUUCUUGGAGUUUAGACCUUCUGAGAUAGCAGCAGGAGUGGCAAUUUAUGUGGUUGGACAAUCUCAAAUGGCUGCCCUGUUUAAACAUGUACCAAAGGAGAAGAUUCUUAAAUGUGUGGAACUAGUGAAUGAGUUGAGUAGUGGCUGUACUAAGAUGAUCAUGAAGAGUGGAGCAGUGCCACUAAGCCCCAUAGGAGUGCUUGAAGCAGCAUGCUUGAGUUACAAUCAAAGUGAAGAUUCAGAAGUUGGGUCAAGUACUAGUAAAAGGAGGAGGCUUAAUAAUACAACACCCUUUGGUUUGGAGCUUUAGAUUGUUUUAUAAUUCUAUGGAAAUAAUAUGUUGAGUUUAUUAAUUUAUUAUUUAUAUUCAGUUUUUCA
This is a messenger RNA of Helianthus annuus (common sunflower), 1398 nucleotides long. Its product is annotated as cyclin-D4-1. Gene Ontology annotation, cellular component: nucleus; cyclin-dependent protein kinase holoenzyme complex; cytoplasm. The record is from RefSeq and is a predicted model, not a curated record. The transcript is spliced from 6 exons. Gene Ontology annotation, molecular function: cyclin-dependent protein serine/threonine kinase regulator activity. NCBI's taxonomy places the organism in Eukaryota, Viridiplantae, Streptophyta, Magnoliopsida, Asterales, Asteraceae. The coding region runs from base 293 to 1330 and encodes 345 amino acids. Gene Ontology annotation, biological process: mitotic cell cycle phase transition; regulation of cyclin-dependent protein serine/threonine kinase activity.